UUCACACUUCAGAUUUACACACUAUUUACCAUCAUGGCCAAAGUGCAGGUGCUGAAUGUGGCUGUUCUGGACAAUCCGAGUCCUUUUGGAAACCCCUUCCAGUUCGAGAUCACAUUUGAGUGCAUGGAAGAUCUACCUGAAGAUCUAGAGUGGAAGAUCAUCUAUGUGGGAUCUGCAGAGAGUGAGGAGUACGACCAGGUUCUAGACUCGGUUCUGGUCGGCCCGGUUCCUGCAGGCAGACACAUGUUUGUAUUUCAGGCGGAUGCUCCAAAUACAGGACUGAUCCCUGAGAGUGAUGCAGUGGGCGUAACCGUAGUGCUGAUCACAUGCACCUAUCGCGGACAAGAAUUCAUUCGCAUUGGCUACUAUGUGAACAAUGAGUAUACAGACCCUGAGCUGCGGGAAAAUCCACCAGUCAAGCCAAACUACACACAGUUGCAGAGGAACAUCUUGGCAUCAAACCCUCGAGUGACUCGUUUCCACAUUAACUGGGAAGCAACGGUGGACAAGAUGGAAGAUUCUGAGAAUGUUGAUCCCGCCCCCAACACCAUGCUCCCGCCAACCUCCAUGCCUGGCAAAGCCCCGCCCCUCGGACUCAUGCCUGACAACUCCAUGGACUGCUUAUAGAGUGCACACAUACAUACUUCCAUACACACAUUUGGUUAUAAAUAAACAUUAUUUAGUAUUUAUUCAUCUAAACGUGCAUACAGUUGGACUUCAAAAUCAUAUUUGCCAAUACAGCUGUGUGUAAGGGUGUAAUUCAACACAUACACGCACGUUCAUAUACAUUCACCGCAAUCUGGCACUUAUUGGUCUGAGACCAUACCUGAACAGGUCAAGUUGUAGGACUUUACAGGCGUCUUGUCGCACUUUCCAUCCUGGACACCAGGGAACCGCAUCUGCAGCACCAGCAAACAUGGACAUGUCCUUUUCCUAAUGGAGGAUCCAUGACUAGUGGGGUUGGAUCUCACGAAACCUUGUCAAGAAAACGUCACAUUUAACCCCAAAAUAAAACUAAAAAAGAAAUUCGGUUUAGUCUAUUUUUAGGACAUUGUGACUUUAUUUUCAUUACAAUAAAGCACAUUUUCCUCUUCAGUUGUUAUUAGCGUAAUGCAAAAAUCUCAUUAUCAUUACUGAGAAGACGUUAGAUGUUAAAUCGUAAAGUAUUUAUGCAUCAUGGCAGGAUUGCUUGUUGUGCCUUUAGCUCAUGCUGAUUUAAAUAAUUACAUUAUUGUUAUUUUUACUAAUAAUAAUCUAGUAAUCCUGAAAUGUUAUCAAGAAUAAUGGGAAUUACCAUUAUUCCGUAUAGAAAUGAUAAAAGGUUACCUUAUAGCAAUGAGUAUUUGAGGGGGAAAUGUGGUUAAUUGUCAUGACACCAAUGUAAUAUAUUAGGGGUGAAAUCUUUCCUAGACUUGUUUUUGUGAGAUUCACUCAAUGAUGCAUUACAGUCAGACACCAUCAAGCACCUUUUCUGGGUGUAUACUGUAUAACUCGGAUAUGUUGGGAAUCGUCAAAAUUCCAACUGUGUUUCUGUCCAAGUAGGAAACACCAGGGCUUAUUGUGAUGUGACCUUAUUUAGAGAAGUUUUCUUUUUUUUCCGAUUAAAGGGUCAUUUUUGUUUUAACCUGUGUGUCUGGUUGGUGUCUAAGUUGCCUUUUUUCUUUUGAUGUGAUGUUUAAGUCGUCUUGGAUUUAAUAAAUAAUAACUUUUGU
Molecule: messenger RNA, 1712 nt
Organism: Myxocyprinus asiaticus (Chinese sucker)
Lineage: Eukaryota; Metazoa; Chordata; Actinopteri; Cypriniformes; Catostomidae
Product: histone chaperone asf1b-B
Exons: 4
Coding region: 34-627 (197 amino acids)
Biological process (GO): DNA replication-dependent chromatin assembly
Cellular component (GO): nucleus
Molecular function (GO): histone binding
Source: RefSeq, a predicted model, not a curated record